AUGCUCAUCCCUCUUCUACUAAGUGGGGCCAUUGCGUACUCGUACGUGGCGAGUAUCAAGAUUGCACAGCCUAAGUACCUAGAAAAUCUCUCCAGAGAUGAUCCCCAGGUCAUGAAGUACCGAAUGGGCAGAGUCACCAGCUUGUGCAUCUUCAUCUUGAUCUCACUUCCGCCCGUUGUGACUUAUGGCUUGGACUACUACCAUGACCUUCCCAGUGCCAUCCGCCAGUUUGGACUCGUACCUGGCUUCACCAACACACAUAGCAUAAUGGAGGACGUUUUGAACGUUAUGAUCUGUCUCGGCAAGAUGCUUAUACUCUAUUGUGGACCCUUGGCGAGCUACUUUCUAGUUGGGCCUUCUUUAGAGGAAGAUCUUAAAGAUAACUUCACGACACUCUGGGGCUUCAGGUCACAUGUGUUUGCGCCCAUCACCGAGGAAUUCGUCUACAGGGCAGCGAUAUUCAGUCUUCUCCAGCCUGAUCAACUCUCCGAGAGCUAUGAAUCUGCUGCUUUGGAAAUCGAACAGGAGAAGCAAAUGGUCAAGGCCUUGAAAAGGCUUUCCAUGGGUAAUAUGAUCGAUCACGAUCCGGAUUUCCCCAUGGAGGACCCAGAGCUUCUCCUUAUGAACGAGAGAGAGAGAAACGACGAUUCCACCGCCUCUCUAGAUACCCUUUCGCUUUCAAGAUCUGCAUCACCCGUGUCAUCCGAAUCACAAAGUCCUCCGUUGGAAGGUAAAGAGCCAUCCUUGUCUCCUUCGAAGGUCUCUUCCGGACCAACAUCUCAUUACGUUACACCAGAAGAUAGCAUAGAUUCAGACACACUGUCUGUUAAUCACGACAACGUUCUCUGGGUUCCAGCGAAUAUGCACCCGGAGGUCAACCCACAGCAAUUCAAGCAGCAUGUCAAAGUCACCAUCGACGAGCUUCUAGAACGGAAGAUUUCGAGAUCGAAGUCAACCCGUUCAAAGCGCUCCUCUUUAUCGCUCUCCACCAACGACGAUUCGCAUAAUGAUGACGACGAAGAAGACACUUCAAUUGACAAUCUGUCGCAGCAUCAGGACCUGACUAAUCGUUAUAGCAAUCCUUCACUUUUGGAGCUCAGUACUGAGCUCGAGUCGUUAUCGCGUCUAGCUGGUAUGGACUCUGACGAUGCUGUUACGCUAGCAAGAUCCUUGUCAACACACUCUCUUGGUUAUACUGAGGUUGAGAAAGCUGCCAUCGACGAGUUGGGCUCCCCGAAAGCGCACACUGGUGCCAAUCAAGCCGAAAUCCUUGACUUCGGCAUGGACAAAAGGCCUCAACAGAGAUUUGCCGGCGACCAGCGCUCUUCAACUGAAGAGUCGCAAUUCGCUUUGAAGAGAAGCAGGCGAAUGAAUUAUAGAAAGCCACAUACCUCGACCCCAACACACUUGGGGUCUCAGUUGCAGAACAAGAAAGCUGGAAAUUUGGCCGAGCUUAGACAUAAUCUCAAUUCCUCAGCAAUGCCUAUGUCAUAUCCAAGUGAGCCCGAGAGACACAUGAAGAGCCCAGCGAGCCGCCAGAGUAUGCAAAGCAUCAACCCUAGAAGCUCACAGGUUCUUUUUAAUUACAAGGGUCCUGCAAGGCUGCUGAGCCAUCCAAAAUUGCCUGCCUCUGCUCCACCAAAUUCAACACCUCCACCGGCAGUGCCAGCACCAAGAAGAUCACAGGGCCCCGGCAUGGGCUCAUCUGUCAAGGAUUCGCCAUUUGGACCAGUGGCUUCAUCGCCUGAGUUGCAUCACAACUUCGGUCCUCGUAGCUUGAGCGCCCAAAACCUUAUGCAUCAGCGCCAUAAGCACGGACUUUCCUCACGUCCGCUGCGUGAAAAUCUUCAGCAAGGUUUUCAAGGCUCCAGUGGAUUCCCAUCGCCACAUUCGCCAUCUGGCCAAUUUAGGCCCCAGCAUCGGAAGCCAUCUCCAACUUCUCAUCCUAGGUACGAGCAUGGUCAACCUUCGGCUGAGAGACGUAACUUCUCACCACAGGGGCAUCCUCAAUACCAAAACCAGAGUGGCCCAAAUUUGGAAUAUAAGCAGCAAUAUCCUCAGACACAUGGCUAUUCUCAGCAGCAAGCCCACAAGCACUGGCAAGCUGCAAAUAGAAGCGGUAUGCCGCCGAGAUCGAGAAGGCCUCUGGCCGACCCCGUCAAGGAAGAGCACCAGAGGAUUAGUACACCACACCAUCCUGCAAGGUUGGGUCGUGAUAUCAAGCUGGAGAAGACAUCGCAGCUCAAUGAAAAUCUAGACAUGUUGAGGAAUGAAAUCAAUGAAUUCAAAGAAAGUUUGUCACAGCCGGAACGAAAGAGAGAAAGAGUUAAGGAGCCAGAAGCCUCUCAGCCUCAAGAAACUUCCGCAGUACAGCCAGACGAAUUGGUUCCUGAGAUCAGCUUUGACACUUCUUCAGCAGAUGUGAGUUACGAGGAUACUCUUGGAAUGGAGAAAGAUUUUCUUGGACAGAUCAAGGACGAGGUACGCACCAGCACUCCUAUCGCCAGCCCAGAGAAGCAAACCAAGCGUAGUUCGAUGGGUACAGCUCCUAUAGAAAGGGAAAAGGAUGCCACGCAAAAUGUCCGGGACACUGAGAGUUCAUCGGCUGUUAACUUACCUAAGAAUGACGAUGAGAUCACGAAGUUUGAAGUAAGGACCAUUGAGGAGCCUUCACCAAAGCUUGAACAGGAGGAAGUUGUACAGAGACCCGUCGAGCCAGUUAAGGAGGAUGUCGAAGAACCGAUCAGAGAAUACGUACAGCCAUCUCAGGAAGAGCCAUCUCAGGAGGUGAAGGUUGAACGAAAAGAAUCUGUUAGUAAAUCAGCCGAGGCCAUUGCGAAGCAGCUGGAAAUCAAGGAUGAUGAUGUCUCAUCGAGGCAGACUUUUGAGAACAAUAGGUCAUCUGAAAGUCUCCCCAGAGUCAAAACUAGAACUUCUGAACCCGACGAGAGUUUGAAGAGAACUGAGGUAUCACCAACUAUGCCAGUAGUUGAUGAGCUGAAAAAGUUGAAGAAGAAAAAGUCAUUUGGCUCACUCACUGGGGGUGACAAGAAGAAGACUAAGAAGAGUUGGAUUUGGUCGAAGGGUCGGUCAGUUAGUGCUCAGAACCUACCGGAAGUGGCAAAUCUGCAAAAGCCAUCCCGUUCAGUGUCUUCGCCAGACAUCAAUACGCACAAACGGGACCACAAGGCAGCGUCCGACCACAAGGAGCCCAAGGAAAAUGUCAUCUCGAAAUUAUUCAAGAAAAAGAGAAGUAACUCUGUCGAAAGUCCAGAAGUUUAUGCCCAAAGACACGAGACCACCAACGAAGAGAAAGAACAAAAGACUAUCAAGAGAAUUAGCUCUGCUAUAUUUGGCAAUUCGAAGGACGAUGAUGCCCGCAGUGUAUCGUCUAAAGAAGAGAAGGAACCAAGUAUUGAUGAGGUCAGGCUGGAAAUUCUGAAGGAAGAAUCAAUUGAGUCCAGCAAGUCAACCUUGAUGAGCAAGAUGAAGGCGAAAGUCAAACAUGAAGAGAAAGAGAAAUCUGCCGCGGAGACUGUUGAGGUUGAGGAAACGAUCGAGGAAGCUUCUGAGGAAGAUCUGGAAGAGCAGAAGCCACAAACAACGCUUGAGGUCCAAGAGAAGAUCAAGAAGCUGAUCAAGAGAACAUCUAAGGCCAACCAGCCCCUCGAGUACACGGACUCAGCAUUCGGAUUUCCUCUUCCACCCCCGUCAGUAUCGACUUUGGUGAUGUUGGACUACAGGUUCCCCGUUCAUGUUGAGCGGGCAAUUUACAGACUCUCCCAUCUCAAACUCGCCAACCGCAAGCGAUCGCUCCGUGAGCAAGUUUUGCUCUCUAAUUUCAUGUAUGCCUACUUGAACUUGGUGGACCAUACGUUACACUUGGAGCAGCGCAUGAGUGAAGAAGAAUCAAAUGCCAUGGAAGAGCCAGACGCAGACAUGGACCUUUUCAAUGAUGACGAUAAGGAUACUGAUUUCGAAGGCGAGGACGAAGCUCUCGACGACAACGCAUUUGACACUGUUCGGCUCGAUCUACGCGGAGAUUCCUACAAUGAGAUAACGGUGUAG
Molecule: messenger RNA, 4068 nt
Organism: Candidozyma duobushaemuli
Lineage: Eukaryota; Fungi; Ascomycota; Pichiomycetes; Serinales; Metschnikowiaceae
Exons: 3
Coding region: 1-4068 (1355 amino acids)
Biological process (GO): establishment of cell polarity; positive regulation of G2/M transition of mitotic cell cycle
Cellular component (GO): cell septum; cytoplasm
Source: RefSeq, a predicted model, not a curated record